Messenger RNA from Cercospora beticola, 3900 nucleotides. It is a transcript of the gene KAP104, whose product is annotated as Kap104p. Lineage: Eukaryota; Fungi; Ascomycota; Dothideomycetes; Mycosphaerellales; Mycosphaerellaceae. Gene Ontology annotation, cellular component: nucleus; cytoplasm. Gene Ontology annotation, molecular function: small GTPase binding; nuclear import signal receptor activity. Gene Ontology annotation, biological process: protein import into nucleus. The record is from RefSeq and is a predicted model, not a curated record.
GGGGAGCAAGAAUCGAUAGAAAUUUAGCUCGCUCCCGCGCCGCGCCUGGCAAUUGCCCGCGCAGGGUCUUGGGGCAGAGGACUUCUGCUCUGCGACUCUGCCAGUGCGACCUGCUGCGGCAACACAACCUCACGACGACGUUGCUUCGAGUGCGACGAUUGCACCAUUGCACAGAGGCUUUUUGACAAUUCGACAACCCAGCGAGCGCGACGCCUCGACAGUGCCCGCGGCGGCUCAUCAGCAGGCCGGCCACAGCCCACCUCCACCACUUUGCCCACCGCACCGAUUUCCACCGGGCUCGCAGCCAUGUUACUGUAGGACGACGCGAGCAGGAGCUGCACCAAAACCACCGUCACUUCGGAUCUCACUGCCUGAUCCCGCUCCCUGAUAUUCGACGCUCGCCGAACCACCUUCUCGCCUUCUGCACCUCCCCUUUGCAGACCGACACACCAACACACCGCACCACACCCUGCGCCACGUCCAUUGCGGCACCAUGGCGUGGCAGCCACAACAAGGGCCGCUCAACCAGCUGGCACAGUGCUUGCGCGACUCUCUCAGUGGCCAUGACGUUCAAGCUCAAAAAAAUGCCGACCAGAUGCUGCGGCAAGCCAAAACCUCACCGGAUAUCAACAACUACUUAGUGUAUCUCUGCACAACCCCCACCUCAAAUACCGGGCUCGAUCAAGCAGCAUAUCAUGCAGCACGUAGUGCCGCCGCGAUUCUGCUCAAGAACAACAUCAAAACUUCAUAUAAAUCAUUACCAGAGCCGAGCAAGGCUUAUAUCAAAGCGAACGUGCUGCAAGGACUCCAGGACCGCAACACGCAAAUUCGAAACUACAUCGGAAAUGUGGUCACCGAAAUCGUGCGGCAAGGUGGCAUCAUGGGUUGGCCGCAAGUCCUGUCUGAGCUCGUCGGAAUGAUCGCGAAUCAAAGCGGUGAAGCCUCACAGGAAACCCAAGACGGCGCCAUGAGUGCACUGUUCAAGAUCUGUGAAGAUAACCGCAAAGCUCUCGACAAAGAAUAUCAAGGCCAGCGGCCUUUGGCUUCUCUCCUACCAGAGCUGCUCAAAUUCACGCGACACGACAAUCCCAAGGUUCGCUCUCGAGCACUGGCCGCUGUGAAUGUCUUCCUAGUCGAGCCAGUUGCGGUGACCUUCCAGGAGAACAUCAAUGAGAUCCUGCCAGAAAUCGUUCGCCUGUCUCAAGAUAGCAAUGACGACGUGCGGCGAUUCGUCUGUCGGUCCUUUGCACUUCUCGCGGAUUCUCUACCUCAUGUGCUCGUACCGCACGUGGAAGGCGUCAUUGAGUAUACCUUGACCCAACAGCAAGAUCGACACAACCAGGAACUGGCUCUUGACGCUGCCGAGUUCUUUUUCGAGUCCAGCAGCAACGCAGUGCUUCGAGACGCGCUCGGGCCCUAUCUUCCCCGCAUUGUCCCCGUCCUUUUGAACUGUAUGGUGUACAGUGAGGACGACCAACUCAGACUAGAAGGCGACGAAGAGGAUGCUGAGCUCGAGGACGAAGAGAAGGACAUCAAGCCGACCUUCGCCAAGGAUAAGGCUGGUCGAGCCGACGCUUCGAACGGAGCACAAACUAAUGGCCAGUCCCAGCCCGCCGUCAACGGCUUCGCUUACGAGGAUGACGAUCUCAGUGAAGGCGAAGUGGACGAGGAUGAAGAUUUUGACGAAAUCGAUCCCGAAGAGGAAUGGAACUUACGCAAAUGCUCGGCGGCUUCUCUCGAUAGCCUUGCGACACAUUUCCAUGGCUCUGUCUUCCAGGAAGUGCUUCCAUGGCUAGUGGAAAACUUCAAGCAUCAAGACUGGUCAAAUCGGGAGGCGGCAGUUCUGGCCUUGGGCGCGAUAGGUCCUGGCUGCAUGGACAACAUUACGCCACAUUUGCCCGAGCUCAUUCCACUUAUGUUGGCAUUGCUGAACGACCCUCAACCCGUUGUCAGACAGAUCACUUGUUGGUCACUCAGUCGCUUUGCGUUCUGGGCAGCCCAUGAUCCGAAUGCUCCGAGGGAUCAGUUCUUCGAACCCCUUAUGCAGGGUCUGCUGCAGCGCAUGCUUGACCACAACAAAAAAGUACAGCAGUCCGCAGCUUCAGCUUUCGCGGCUCUGGAGGAAAAGGCCAACGCUGCCCUUGCUCCAUACUGCACGAUCAUUCUUCAACACUUCGUCAAAUGCUUUGGCAAGUAUAAGGACAAGAACAUGUACAUCUUGUACGACUGUGUGCAGACACUGGCUGAGCAUGCGUCCCCCAAACUUGCCGAGCCGGAGAACGUCAAUCUACUUAUGCCUGCUCUGAUAAACCGUUGGCAGCAUGUGCAGGAUCAGUCGCGCGAAAUGUUCCCGCUGCUGGAGUGCCUCUCAUUCGUGGCCACCGCACUUGGUCCUCAAUUUGCCCCAUUUGCGGAGCCGCUCUUCAAUCGCUGCAUUAGACUCAUCCAACAGAACCUGGAAGAUGGUGCCAGCGCAGAGCAAUCGUUCAUGGACCAGCCGGACAAGGAUUUCUUGGUCACGAGCCUGGACCUUCUGAGUUCGAUCAUUCAAGCCUUGGACGAGCAGCAAAGUGCCAGACUUGCCGGCAGCGCGCAGCCAAACAUGUUCCAGAUGUUGGCGUAUUGCAUGCAAGACUCGAGCAACGACGUCCGCCAAUCGGCCUACGCCUUGCUUGGGGACUGUGCCAUCUACAUUUUCCCCCAGCUCCAGCAAUACCUGUCCGAGGUACUCAACAUUUUGAUUCAGCAACUCGGGUUGAACGACGUGCAAAACGACCCAGAAUCGACAUUUCGUGUGAUUAACAAUGCUUGCUGGUCCUGCGGAGAAAUUUCGAUGCGGCAGAAGGAGGGCAUGGCUCCAUUUGUUGACAAGCUGCUGGAGAAGCUGGCUGUCAUUAUUUUCAGCAACGAAGUGCCAGAAUCGCUCAACGAAAACGCAGCAAUAGCUCUCGGACGACUGGGACUUGGCUGCCAUGAACAGCUUGCGCCCCACCUUGCCAACUUUGCGCCGGCCUUCCUCAAGUACAUGCAGAAGGUGGCGUGGACAGACGAGAAGGGUCACGCGUACAAAGGCUUCUGCAAGGUCGUUUUGGACAACCCUGCCGCCCUCGAACAGUGUCUCCUGGACUUCUUUGGUGAGAUCGCCAACGCCCACGGUGUAUUCCUGGCUAGCAUGCAGGAAGAUGGGCCACUUCAAGACUUCGAGCAGGUCUUGAUGAAGUACAAGCAGAUGAUCGGUAGCGGCUUCGACGAUUAUCUGCACAAUCUCCCACCAGCACAGGAGAUGGCUCUUCGUCAGCUGUACUCCCUUUAGGAGAGGGAGUCAGCUGUGGCGACGUUCACGGCCCCACGCUACGCCUAUGCAUUUGCGGGAUGAUAGCGCUCGGUCGCUCGAGGCUGGCGGUGCUCCAACACAUCUACAACACAGCAAUUUUGCUCGGCGUUGUUUGCUUACGAUACCAAUUUAGAUAGCGAGGUCUUCGGUGUAGCGUUCUUGUUUUUUAUUCUCAGCGUAGCAUCUGCUCGCAUUAGGCGGCAGCGUCAAAAGAAUGUCAUGGCACGGCGUUUGGUAUGAAGACGGCGCAGUCGCAUCUGGGGGCGUGGCGGCCUGAGUAUUGCUGGAGGAUGCAGAUCGGAGACUGCGUCUACGCGGAAUGACCAUACGAGGAAAAGUACAGCGGGAAUAUAUUUGCUGGGAAGUGACAGAUGAUGGGCUACAUCCAGGCGGAGGAGGCUCUGAAGCUGCUGCGCAGGAGUAGCCGCGCGCCAGCAACGGCGCUUUUGGAAGCGUUGCGAACAUGUAGAUAGCGCCAUAGCUCGUCAAUGAUGGGCUCGCAGGAGCGACGAGCAAUGAAACAUGCCAUCGACACUUCCAGACGCGUGUUUCACGUUCGACAGCGG